AAUUGAUGUAUUGGCUGUCAUGGAAUCAUUAUCCUCAAAAAAGCCUAAUCCAUUUAUUCUUUUAUAUACAUAUAUAUAUAUUUGAAGUUCUUUUUCCUGGGUAUUAUAUAAAUCUAAAUCUUGUUCAGUUCUACGCUUCAUGCUUGUUUCUGUAGUCAUGAGAAAUGGUGAAGAAGAUGAUCAGAAAGAAAUGUUUGACUACUCUCCUGGUUAUGAUGAUGAUGAGUUGAUGAACAUGGAAAAUGGUGAUCAAACUGCAACUUCUAAAUCAUCCAUGGAAGACUAUUCAAGAACUUGCUCUUCAUCCUCAGACCUGGUAGAUGAUGCAUCUUCUUCAUCAACUUCAAUUUUGUCCACCAAUUGUAAAGGACCUUUAUAUGAAUUAUCACAACUCAUGGCUCAACUUCCUAUCAAGAGAGGACUUUCAAAGUAUUUCGAGGGAAAGUCUCAGUCGUUCACAUGUCUGACAAGUGUUAAAAACAUACAAGAUUUUGCAAAGAAAGAAACUCGUUACAAGAAGAAAAUGAAAGCAUGUAAAAGGUAUGGGGGUGGAUUAAUGGGGGAUACCCAUAAAUUGUAUACUCUUCCAAAGCCCACCAUUUCAAAAAAAGUCUCGAGAAAUUCUAUGCCAGCUGCCUUGUGUUUCGCAGCCAAAACAAGUUGCAGUCGGCCCCCUCUAUCUCAUCUACAACGUAACAACUUUUCAUCUGUUUAGGGCUUUUAGAUCAAACUGACAUUGUUAUCUUUCCUCAAAUUAUAGUUAAAAAUAUUCCAAUGACCUUGUUGUCUUCAGAA
Molecule: messenger RNA, 795 nt
Organism: Gossypium arboreum
Lineage: Eukaryota; Viridiplantae; Streptophyta; Magnoliopsida; Malvales; Malvaceae
Product: protein OXIDATIVE STRESS 3-like
Exons: 2
Coding region: 140-715 (191 amino acids)
Source: RefSeq, a predicted model, not a curated record